Molecule: messenger RNA, 3272 nt
Organism: Pimephales promelas (fathead minnow)
Lineage: Eukaryota; Metazoa; Chordata; Actinopteri; Cypriniformes; Leuciscidae
Gene: shisa4
Product: shisa family member 4
Source: RefSeq, a predicted model, not a curated record
AAAAAAAAGUAAUAUUGUGAAAUAUUGUAAUUUUAAAUAACGGUUGUCUAUUUUAAAAUGUAAUAUAUUUGUGUGAUAGAAAAGCAGAAUAUUCAGCAUCAUAACUCCAGUCUUUAGGAUCACAUGAUCCUUCAGAAAUCAUUCAAUUCAUUUACAAUUAUUUUGAAUCAAAUAAAUGCAGCCUUUGUGGGUAUAAGAGAAUUUUAAAAAUCUUACUUAGUGUAUAUAUAUGGUUAAAUGGGGGAAGAUCAGAAUUUACUUUUAAAUUAAUAUUUUUAGAUAGAAGUUUAGCUAGCAUGUAGGCUUUAGGAUGAUAGAUGACAUUAGCUAGGGUGGUUGCUAUAGGAAAUAAAUAAAAACAUUUCCUAAAUUAGUUAUAGCAUAAUAUAUGUGUAUGCAUUUCAUUAUUAUGUAACAUAACACUGUUAUUUUCAGAAACGAUAAUGUAAUGUGAAUAAAUGUAUUUAUCUCCAUAAGUGUGAACCGCUCAGAACUGCUACAGGAUCCCACUGGCUCCAUUUUCCCCAAUGGAAUUUCGCGUUUCUGAUGCACUAGCACUACAGCACACAGCAACGGUUAAUCUCCGGAAUAAUUAUCUUCAUUUUCCCGUCUUAGUUUGAAUACAACGCUUCAUCCCGGGGAAACGAACGUCCUUUAAUUUAUUUCAUCUAUGAGGAGGCUGGUACUGGACAUUUGGCGUCGGCGACGUGUAGCGUCACGGGCGGUGUGUCAUUCCACACAGAUCGCAUGUUGAUCACGAAGCCGCUUGAUUCAGAGCUUCGCUUUCUGCGAGACGUGGCAAAUAUUAUAAUUUAAAGGUUUCCAGUCUUUUUUUCAAAGAAUGCAAAUGUAAUUAUUUGUGUCUGCUAUAACGGAUAGUGUUCUGGAAGCAGGAUGUCCUUCUACGCCGUCAUUAUACCGGUCCUCUAUAUUAUUUUCUCGGCUUGGCAGGUGACUGCAAAUGAGGACUGCUUGUGGUAUGUGGACAAAAAUGGCACUUGGCACAAUGGCUUUGACUGCCCACUCAUAACCUUCUGCUGUGGGAACUGUCACCGCCGUUACUGCUGCCUGGAUGGCUUCAAGAUGAUCACAGAGGCGGGACAGAAGCGCUGCAUGCUGUUCCAUCUCAGCCCUUCCACUAUAGCUGGCAUUGCUUCAUCGAUCCUGCUCUUUGUGGCUGCUAUAGCAACUAUGGUCUGUUGCUUCAUGUGUUCCUGUUGUUACCUUUACCAGCGCCGCCAGCAACGUGGCAGAACUCCUUAUGAAGCCCAGCACAUUCCAAUGGCCAGCUAUCCUGUUGAGCAUAUGUACGACGCUUAUGGUAAACCCAUUGGACAUCCUGAUUAUCCUGGAUUUCCAAUGGUACCACAGUAUCCAGGUGUUCCUCACCAAUAUCCCAUGAUGCACCAUGGCCCUUAUCCUCCUAAUCCUCCUGAUGCAGGAUACAGUCAAGCAGCUCCUCCACCAUACUCCCCUCCCCAAUACCCAGGGCACUGAAAGAGCUGGAGUCCCUCAGCGAGAAGAAGAUAACCCAUACAACGGGUGAUGAAGAGGGCCCAUGCUUGUUUGGAAUCCCUUGUAUGAGAAGCGGUUUUAAAAAAAUGAUUUAUGUUAUUUAUUUCUUGAUUAGUUUGUGGAGUGAAGCAUGAACUGACUUCGGAAUCGCCUCAUGCCGUCGGAGUGUUUUCUUGUUUGAUGUACAGCUUUCACGUUUCACUAAUCAACAAGACUCUUCCCACUUAAAUCCAGCAACUCGGUGAGCUAAAAGACUGCUUUAAAUUUGCCAUUAUAUUUUGUUCAAACUCUCUGAAAUGGACCGUGAAAUAUGACUGUCCUGCAGAAGAGACUGGCUGACAGUUCUGACUUAUCCGGGAUAUAAUUCUCUGUUCCGCCAAAUAAGAAGCAGCGUGUGACAUUUGCACUUUAUUCUGCAAUCGACAUGCUUAGCUGUCUCUCCCUGCUUGUUUGUUCAAAAUGGAUUUAUUUUACCGCUAAUCUGAGCAUGUCAUCAUGUGCAUCAACACCAAAUCAUGCUGUACGCUUUUCAUGUCUUGUAGACAGUUAACAUGCGGACAUGAGACAUAGAUGUCUUAUAGACAGUUAACAUAGAGUAUGUAAAUAAGAAAGAACUUACAUUAAGAAUUUCAUGUUUCAUACCGUCCUCACAACCGGCCAAAACUUCAUUCUGCACAUUUGUUGUUCGUCAACUGUUUGAGGUUGAGCUGUGAUGUUAACGGCUCUUAGAAUUGCAUGUCUUUUAUUGUAUCUUGCUUCCCGGGCCAGUUGUCAAAGAAAUCACAGCAAUGUUUGCAUUCAGUUAGUUUAUUUCAGUCUUGUUUCAAAAAGGUUUUUUGUAAAAGAUUUCACAUUCAUUUAUGUUGUUUUGUUACAUUCUCACAGUGAGGUACGUUGAAGUCCCUUCAAGGCAAAUGCCCACAUGCCGUUUUUUCCAGCCAUGUACAGCUCCUAUUUACUUGAAAAGGGAAAUACUGAAAUCUGUUUGACGAAAUUACUUUCAUUAAGUUCACGCCAAGAAGAAAUGAAUAAAUAAAUACAAAUUUUCACACCCUUUCCCAUUGGCUCUUUUAAAUGUAAAGGUGCUGUCAAAUUUACCGUUGUUCAGCAAAUUUGAAUGGGAAUCCAUACGAUUAUGAAUUUUCUCACAUUGUGCACUGACCAACAGUCUGCUUCAUACAUCGCUACAUUAUUAACAAUAUAACUUUUUGGGGUGUUUUUCCCCCAUAUAUAUUAGCACGAGUGGAUAUCUCUGCCUGAAUUGUUUUAAAAGUUCAUCACAAGUUAAACUUCUCACGGGUAGAUUAUAAUGUAAAUAAAAAGAAUUAGACAUCUCAUUAAUUGUCAGCUACAUUUGCGGUGCGAUUUGUUUUGACUUUAAAUGAUUUCUGCUACCUCCUCAUCUCACAUCUGUAAGAUAAGUUUUGAUGCUUAGUCCACUGUUUAAAUAAUGUGUUAGUUAUUUAAAAUAAUGUAUAUUUAACAGUGUUGUUUUUUGUUAUAUACAACAUAUGCUACUGUAUCUGUCACUCUGGAAUGUGAAGUACAAAUAAGAAAAGGAACUAUAAAAAGACAUUUUUACAACAUGUAACAUUAACCCAGGUAUUUUAAACCUGGGGGCGAGGCAAUUAAUAGGCUACAAGUGUUUAAACUUGCACUAAUCAUCCUAUAAGAGAGGUCUAAUUGAACAGACUGGAAAAGUAAUAUUGCAUAAUUCUCUUUUUACAAUAAAAACAGACUUGACUUUGCUGUCUCCA